This is a messenger RNA of Racocetra persica, 262 nucleotides long. The record is from the annotation of a GenBank genome assembly. Lineage: Eukaryota; Fungi; Glomeromycota; Glomeromycetes; Diversisporales; Gigasporaceae.
GGCUACAAUAUCUUUAUAAUGUAGAAAUUGAAGUAGAUUGGUUUGGAGUAAUGUUUUUAGCAGAAGGCAUUGCUGAUUGCCUUGAUUUAAUAAACAUAUUGCGCGGAACAAUGCAAGAUUUUAAAACGUUAUCAGCAACAAUAAAAGAAUUUGUAAAAACAAAAAUAUCUUUACCCAGUUCAUCAACUACUUCAUCUCCAGCUAAUUUAUCACCAUCAGAAGAAUUUAUAGAAAUAGUUACAACUACGUUAGCAAAAAACAG